This is a messenger RNA of Aspergillus steynii IBT 23096, 974 nucleotides long. RefSeq lists its product as uncharacterized. Bases 96 to 815 code for a protein of 239 amino acids. Lineage: Eukaryota; Fungi; Ascomycota; Eurotiomycetes; Eurotiales; Aspergillaceae. The record is from RefSeq and is a predicted model, not a curated record. The transcript has 2 exons.
UGGACUAGAGGGCUACCUUAAGCCCGCCAGACGACAAAUUCAAUUAUCUAUUCUCUGCCUCCCAGCAAAACUGGCCAGCCCGGUUAAAAGCAACCAUGUCACAAAGAAUACCCAGAGAUCGAUUGAAUAGAACGAGAAAUGCAUACUCUACCGACAAAAACAUAUCGCAGUCCCAAGAAAAACCGCGCCGCCGCCGUUUCCUGUCUAAACUGAUGCGCUCAGCGACCAUAGCAGCCGGUGAAGAAGUUCUCGCCUCUCACCUCGCACAAGAUCGCGGCCACGGCGGCAGCUAUAUUACAUCUCGCGUGCCCAAGAUGGCUCUACAUGGCGCUUUUGUUCAGACUCUGUUCAAUCAUGUCUUGCUGAAGGGAUGGAAACAUGUUUUUAAAGCCCAUACCAGCCGCAUCGGGAGCAUUAUGCAGAUUCUGGCCGCGAUGGUGAUCGUUGCUCCUCUCCAGAGCGUCAUGCAUCUUCUCUCCAUCGCCUUCAUCACCGGUGCAAGGACGUACCGUAAUUUCAAAGCCAGCGUCAAGGCCGGGUUGUAUGAGACCAUGGUUCUCACGUGGAUUGCUGCUCCUGCGGCCAUCGCCUUUGCGCAGAUAUUUCUACCGCAGAGGGCUUGGUUUCCCUUCUUGCGGUUUGUGUCCUUUACUGUGGAUGCGAUUUCGAAUUCCAUUCUCAAACGGAAGAGACAGGAGGCUCUGCGCUGUUAUUUCAUGGCGAGGACGGAGGAGCAGUCAAGUGAGGAAAGUGACGAGACUGACGAGACUGACGAGACUGACGAGACUGACGAGACUGACGAGACUGAUACGUGAAUCUAGAGAUAUGUGUUAGGGCAUCACGGCUACUUUGCGAAUGGAAUUGCUUUAUUUACUAAACUCCCUGUUUGGGGGGUUGCAGUGUAGUCCGGGGAAAGUGGAUGUCAUGGGCUUCUUCCUUAUGUCAAUCACGAAUAUGUCAACAACACCCCUGAU